CCACGGAGUCUUUGCGGGGGGGGGGAAGCGCAGCAUUGCUGCCUGGAAGAGAUUGGUAGUUGUGGGGCGCAGUGUGGGCGGCAGCAACAGCCGCCGCCGCCGUAGCGGGGAUCUAUCAGGUGGGCGUGGUUUCGGGCUGUAUGGCGUGACUUCAGGAUGCUGGAGGGUCCUGGACUCAGUUACGAAGCGGUGGGAGAGGAGAGGCGAGGCGUCGAGGUGCCCGUAGCAAGGGAUCAAACCUGGGACCUCUUGUAUGCUAAACCUGUGCUAUUCUACAUAAGGCCCCUUCAGAACUGGUUUGCAUGGCUCGUAUCCUUGAGUGACAAGCAUAGAGCUGAGGGGAGAAUUGGAGUGAUGGAAGUAUGUUAUGAGCUGCUGUCCUGCCUUCCCGAAAGCUGGCACAAUGACCCUGACCAAGGGCUCCUUCACCUACUCCAGUGGGGAGGAAUAUCGUGGGGAGUGGAAGGAAGGGCGCCGGCAUGGUGUUGGGCAGUUGACAUUUGCUGAUGGCAGCGUUUACCUGGGACACUUUGAGAAUGGUCUCUUCAAUGGCUGUGGGGUGCUCUCUUUUGCAGAUGGCUCCAGGUAUGAAGGGGAGUUUGUACAGGGAAAGUUCAAUGGUGUCGGAGUCUUCACGCGAUAUGAUAACAUGAUCUUCGAGGGAGAAUUCAAGGGUGGACGUGUUGAUGGCUUUGGGCUUCUGACUUUCCCUGAUGGUUCCCAUGGGAUCCCCCGUAAUGAAGGUUUAUUUGAGAACAACAAACUGUUGCGGCGGGAGAAGUGCCAGUCAGUGAUCCAGCGUGCACAGAGUGCCUCCAAACUGGCGCACGACCUCUCAGCAUGAUGGGUGCAAGCUCUAAAGCACCCUACCCCAGGACUCUCCAUGAAACUGCAGCCUAAGCCGCAGAUUGGCAGGAAUGUGGAGUGCAGGAGUCACAGAAAUAAGCACGAUCACUAGGAGACAGGCAAUCCCAACCCAACCCUGAGCAACUGGAUAGCCUGCCUGGAUCAUAUCCUUAAAACAGCUUGGCCCCCAUAGUGUGAACUGGUGCCAAACCUCAGUUAUGGAAUUACAGUGUCCUCUUAGGCAGAGAGGUAGUCACUCCUGAGGCAGUGGCAUUCUCUUUGCUGGGAGCAUUCUCCAUGGGAGCAUCUGCUAGUGCUGUAGCCCCACAGCUGUAAUGGGCCCACUGGGAGCAUUGCACCUUCUUCUCCAGCUUAAGGGGUGUGGAGGGCAAAGAGUGGCUCAUUUGUGCACACAAUGGAAAUCCAGCAGGAUGGUCUGGCAUCUUUUCUCACUUUGGGACCAAGCAACAGGGGACUUAUGAGACUAGUUAGGUUGGGCUUCCGGGAUAGAAGGUGGAGUUCAAAUGUGCAUUUAGCACAGCUUCCAGUCCUUCUCCAUGGCCCUAAGCCUCUCUCUCCCUGUCUCCUGCCUGUUUCAUAAUUUAUUUCUGUGUAAGAAAAGAGAAAGAAUGCAAACAUGGACAACUGAUUUACAGAGUAGAAUUCUUGACCUGCUGAAUGUGCCUUUUCCCAACCUUGCAGAUCAGCACAGGGAAGGAGGCCUGAGCUGCAUUAUCUGCCAUUAUUUUGUCUACACUUUAACUUUGGAUUAUAUCUGGGACUUCUUCCCACUCUUUGUUCCAGCAUUCUUGUGCUUUAUCCAGUUCACUUGGGCCAUUUUCACUGUGUAUAUUUGGGUUGCUUCGUAGCUGGAGGUCAGCAUUUCACAGCUGUUCUCUAGUAUGUAAAAUCUACACUCUUUGACCUGGAAGGUCUAGGAAGGAGGGAUCCAUUUUGCCUCCAGGACUGUUGCAUGGCAUCCAUGCACCAUAGUGCCACAUAGGCAGGGCUGUGUGUAUCCUACACUCAAAAAAUAAUUCUGUAUCAAAAAGUUAUGUAAACUUGCAUAUGGUUGCCUGUUUUGCAUUAGUUAUUUUUGAUAGUCCUGGAGGAAAAGAAUACAUUUGCAGAACACUGAAAUAGUAUCCCCUAAGCACUGGAAAUCCUGUGCAGCCUCCUACCCAUCCUCACUUUGGCUUCUGAGACCUUACUCCAGACGUUGUUUAAAUAUUUUCAAGCCUACCUUUGCAGUUUUAACAACUAACUAAAAAUUUGCUUUUAAAAAAGAAGAUAAGCCAAGGUUCUCUUGAUGUAGACAUCAGCACCUAAUAUGGAAUUUUGCUCUUAUUUGAUAUAGGGCAGGUUCCAACGACCACCUGUAAUGUAAGUACUUACCAAGUAGGUUGCCCCUGCUAACAGAGCAAAGAGGUGCCUUUUAAAAGUGGUGAUUCUCUUUAUUUAGCAGAGGGAGAGCAACUCGCCCUAUCCAUCUCCAGCACAGUACUCCUCCAGUGAUUGUUGCUGGUGUCUAUCUUGUGUUUCUUUUUAGAUUGUGAGCCCUUUGGGGACAGGAAUCCAUCGUAUGUAUGUAUGAUUACUCUAUGUAAACUGCUUUGGAAACUUUUGUUGGAAAGUGGUAUAUAAAUAUUCAUUGUAGUAGUACAAGAGGAUUGUGAGGAGUGUGUCUGAACCCACCCAAGUUUGACUGCUGAAAUUCUCCACUGACAUUCUCCCAACUUGUGUCCCCAAGAUGUGGAAGUUGGGUGGAGAAUUUCAGGAGAAUGUCCGGUGGAGAAUCUUGGGAACAGACUUAGGCAAAUUCAGACAUUGAUACCACCAGGAGCAUGUGCUCCUCACAAUCUCCAGUUCAUCUCAUACCUACUUGGUAAUUACUUACAUGUGAUCGGGACCUACCCAUAGUUGCAGAAUCCUAGCAUACACAGAGCCCUGUACAUAUCCAAAAUAAGUGGUGUCUAUCUCUAUUUCAGUCUUUAGGUCCAAGGAGAUGGUUGCUCCCAGAUACGGUAAUGACUUUAAAAGCAUAUUAAUGGUUCAGAUGGGUGACUACUAGAGCCUAGUACGAUAGCUUGAAAUAACUUAUAGAAUGGAGAUUGCAAGGCAUCCCUAAGUAAUUGUACAAGAUAAGCUGGGGCACUGAUGUGGAAAGAAGAACAGGCUUCUGGUAGCAGGAUUCUUGCGAGAGAUGCAGACUGAAAGGAAAUGUGAGGCUGGGAAAGCAGAAGUGGGAAGCUAAUUGUGGAUAGAUAGCAAGUAAGACUGAGGGUCAAACUGCACAUUAUGUUAAUUGUGUUAAGAGGUGUGGUUAAGACCAGAAAUGUCUCUUUUUCAACAAGAAGUCCCAAUUAAUGUGGCAGGGGGGUGGUUUAGCCUUUCCCCAGUACUGUUUCCCCACUAGAAAGUCACCUUCUGCAAGCUACAUGCUCCUGAAGUAGCUGCUUUCAACAAAUAGCCAUUUCAGGGGCCAAUAAUUUUGGGAGGCGGUUUUAGGCAGGAAAACGGGACAAGGGGAAAGGGUUAAUCUUCCUCCUCCAUGCCACAGUCCAAUUGGGAUCAGGCUCUCCAUAGCUGCUUUUUGUUAAAGAGGAGACAUUUCUGGUGUUAAUUGCAUUAAGAGACACGUUUAUCAUAAAUUUGUAGUUUAGCCUUAAAAGUCUAUGGUUGGGGUGAGUUGAAUUGAGAUUGAUGGUCAUUGAAGAGCGACUCUGUUCUGUCCAGCCACUGUGUGUUUCUGUGCAUUAAAAUCAAACAUGGAAUUGUUUUGAGACUGGGGGUGGGGGUGUUCUUAGUCAAGCAUGGUGUGUAUCCCUAAGUGCCAUGCUGGAGCCUGCGUGACCAGCCCACCUCCGCAUUGAAUGUCUGCGUGUCAAUGCCGCCCUCGUGCCUUUGUGUCUCUGCCCAUGUAAGGGCCUUGGCCAAAUAAAGAGUUGUUGAAUCUC
This is a messenger RNA of Hemicordylus capensis (graceful crag lizard), 3803 nucleotides long. It is a transcript of the gene MORN4, whose product is annotated as MORN repeat containing 4. Bases 368 to 844 code for a protein of 158 amino acids. The transcript is spliced from 6 exons. NCBI's taxonomy places the organism in Eukaryota, Metazoa, Chordata, Lepidosauria, Squamata, Cordylidae. The record is from RefSeq and is a predicted model, not a curated record.